Pygocentrus nattereri (red-bellied piranha) is the source of this 7022-nucleotide messenger RNA. RefSeq lists its product as uncharacterized. Bases 408 to 3911 code for a protein of 1167 amino acids. Lineage: Eukaryota; Metazoa; Chordata; Actinopteri; Characiformes; Serrasalmidae. The transcript is spliced from 20 exons. Gene Ontology annotation, biological process: regulation of dendritic spine morphogenesis. Gene Ontology annotation, cellular component: actin cytoskeleton; cytoplasm; postsynaptic density. The record is from RefSeq and is a predicted model, not a curated record.
GUCUGCAUGAAUAUCAGAUGAAGUCUAGCUGUGCCAUGCGGAGCUAAAACCCUGCACCAGCAUGUGUUUUACGUGCUGACACACGCACACACACUCACAUGCGCUGACCAGCAGACGACUGGUGCUCACCGUUUUUCCUCAGAGAGAGAGAGAGAGAGGGAGAGAGGGAGGCAGACGGAUCUGAGGGACAGAUGGAGGAAGAGAGGGAGAGGGACAGGGCGAGAGAGAGGGAUGAAGAGAUGAAAGGAGAGAAGGCGGCUGCGUGAGGGAGUGGAGAGCAAACUGGGCGCUUGGAUAAAAGGAGAGAAGAGAAAACGGACAAGCGGCUUCGGGUCGUUGCGGAUUCAUUGAGAAGGAAAGAGGAGUGAAGAAGGAGGUAUAGAGGAGAGGAAAGGAGGUACACUGUGAUGUUGCGGGGGGAUCAUGCCGAUUACCAGCGCCAAUACCACACUUUGGGCAGCACCCCACGUCGCUUCUCCAACCCUGACAUGGAGGCACUGGCCAAGCUGCAUAAGGGCGAAGCAGAGAGGCAGCGUGGCAAAUACCCACCCCAGCACGCUGCCACACUCGUCAACACCAACUGCUCACGGCAGCAGCAACCACAUUACUGGAGUUUUAAGGCAAGAACUCCACGGGCCGGUGGUGGUCAGCAGUCUCUGAGUGAACAGGUGGGAGGCCGGGCGUUCUACGCCUCAGCAGAGAGUUUAGACAGCAUGGCCGACGCUGACCUGCCUCUGGGCUUCAGCCGCACCAACCGCCUCAGACAAAGUCUCCCACUCGCACGCUCUCCCAGCCAGAGCAAACUCCGAGCACCUGGGGUCCUGUUCCUGCAGUUUGGAGAUGAGACAAGACGCGUUCACAUCACACAUGAGCUGACCAGCAUGGAGACGCUGCACGCUCUCAUCGUGCAUAUGUUCCCGCAGAAGCUGACUAUGGGGGCUUUGCGCUCGCCCAGCACAGCAAUCCUCAUCAAGGAUGAGGCGCGCAACGUCUUCUAUGAGCUGGAGGACCCACGAGACGUUCAGGAUCGCUGUGUCAUAAAGAUCUACUGCCGCGAGCCUCCACUCCGGGACACACCCUAUAACGCACCCCACCACGGACACCACGGACACAUCGCCAAUGGAGAUUUGCGGAGAGAGCUGGUAUAUGCCUCGAGGGAGUCGUCUCCUACUCGCCGUCUGAACACCCUCCCUUCCUCUUCGUCCCCAUCGGGCUCGCCGUCCCGCUCACACUCCCGCCUCUCCUACGCCGGGGGGCGGCCCUCAUCCUACGCUGGAGGCCCUCCGCCUUCCCCCCAGCCUCACCCCUACCAGCACCAGCACCAUGUCCCUGGGCAGGGUGCUCACGGGCAGCCAGUGUUCUGCCCCUCACCCAGCGCCAUCCUGGAGCGGCGGGAUGUGAAACCAGAUGAGGAGCUGACGUCGACAUCAAAGAGUGUGGUGCUGCUGAAGAAUGAGGCCAUCUAUGCUGACCCAUAUGCGCUGGUCCACUCACCUCAGGCCCUGGCCUAUCGCCGUGGUUCUGCUCGCUCUCUGGGGCCCUACCCUGCGGCUGCACUGCACUGCGAGUUGGAGGGUGCCCUCUACAGGCCUGGAGGUCCUCUCUAUGCUGACCCUUAUGCUGCUGCAGGCUUCCGCACGCUGCCCCCAGCCUCACCGCAGAAGCUGCUGGAUGCAAGAGACCCGUACGGACCGCAGCCAGGCCGGGGGUCACCAGGCAGGCAGGCAUUCAGAAAGGAUGGGACGGUGUUUGUAGAGAGCCCCAAAUCCCGGGGUGGGGGGCCACCGCUGGACCAAAUGUGUGUAAUAGGAGGACCUGGAGCUGAAGGUGUGGGAUUGCCAGGAUACACUACGCCAUUACCCGGCAAUGAAACGGAGACCAGGGAGCGAAUGGAGGCAAUGGAGAAGCAGAUAGCCAGCCUGACCGGUCUGGUCCAGAGCGUUCUAACCAGGGCCCCUGACAGUCCUGACAAGGCUGAAACGGCAAGCGACUGCUCAGCUCCUGAGACUGGCAGGUUUAGAAAAAGAAAAGCUACGACUCCCUCAGCCCCUCUGGCCCUGAUGCCACCUCCUCCCACUGGUUUGUCCCAGCCGAUCAACAUGUCCCGCUCCCAAAUGCAGCUUCACCUAAGUGAACUGCAACACAGCACAGUUGAGCUGAGGAGGCAGCUGACACAGUUACGCAAACUGCAGUUACAGAAUCAGGAUUCAGUGCAUGUGUUGCUGAGACAAACAGAGGCAGAUUUAGGUCUUUGCUUAAUUGAAGCAUCCCGGACGCAAGAGGACCCCCUUCAACGCCAGCGCCUCCUAGUGGAGGAGGAGAGACUGCGCUAUCUUAAUGAGGAGGAGCUGAUUAUACAGCAACUGCAUGAUCUGGAGCGUUCAGUGGAGGAAAUGAAGACUGGGGCAGGGCUGAAUCAUCGCUUGGUAACUGAACAAGAAGUAGAACAGAAAAGUCAGGAGCUCAGGAGACUGGGAGAGACUCUGACUGACCUUAAAAAUCAGUUCCCAACACUGCAGAGUAAGAUGCGUGUAGUGUUGAGGGUGGAAGUGGAGGCAGUGAAGUUUCUGAAGGAGGAGCCUCUGAGGCUGGAUGCAUUGCUGAAACGCUGCAGGAACAUCACAGAUACACUCACACUGCUGAGAAGGCAGGUAUCAGAAGGCAUGUGGAAGACUCCAGAAGACUUUAGCAGCUCCGUGUCCAGCUCCAGUGAUGCUGACUUUGCGAAGAGCUGCGAUUUGGACAUCCUGACCGGUCCCUCUCUCAGCAGCCUGCCUGACCUAGCGGCCACUUUAUCAGGCACGGGCAGUCUCUCGGCUUCAUUGGCGACCAGUGCCAACCUGGGGACUAGUCCCAGCAUCACCAACACUGCCAGCAUAGGGGCCACUGCUAGUCUGUCCAGUGCUCUGGGCACCAGUCUGGGGUCAACUUUAGGUGGAACUGCCGGUUUAGUAGGCACCACCACGCUUGGGAGCUGGCUUGCCAGCACAGCAGCGAUGGACAGCAGCAUGCCAGAGCAGGACAACACCUCAGUUAGUGCAGCAAAGGGCCGCAGCCUGGAGGACAUGCCAACACGCAGAGACCCGGACAAAGGAGUAUCUGUAGAAGUCCGCCUGGCAGCAGAGCGAGACUGGGAAGAAAAGCGGGCUAGUUUGACCCAAUUCAGUGCCCAGGACAUUAAUCGUCUAUUGGAGGAGACCCAGGCGGAGCUAAUGAAGGCCAUUCCUGAUCUGGACUUUGCUGCCAAGCAGAUCACCAAGCCGGCUGUGCCCCCGAAACCCCAGCUUUCCUCUCUGCCCAAACCGGUCACGCCAUCCUCCACACCCUCCUCCACCCCUGAACACCAGCCUGGAAAAACCCCACCCAAACCAGCCAGUAAGGAAGCAACCCCACGCAGGGAAUCAGGGGAGUUGACAGUGCCACGGUAUCGAACGGAGAAGCCGUCCAAGUCUCCACCCCCUCCACCGCCGCGCCGCAGUUUCCCAUCAGGCCAUGGACUCACAACCAACAGCAGCGGAGAAGUUAUCAUCGUAAACAAGAAUGUGAAAAAACUGGAGAAAAGUGAAAACUGCGAGGAACCAGACGCACAGACUCCAUCUCAGACGCUACCCAUCAAACUCAGAAGACCUUCCACUUCGGAUGGGCCCCGCCCUUCCUCCACACCACCAGUUAUCGCAGCCUCUGGGAUGAAAGAGGAUGAAGAUGAGGAUGAGAAAAUCAUGGCAGAGCUUGAGUCUGCCGGUACCCCUCCUGGGUCCGCCAAACUGGCAUCGUCGUCAGCAGCGUCCCGCCUGAAGCACCUGCAGCAGAGCAGCCUGGAGCGGAAGAACAGGAAGCAGCGUGAGGACUUCCCCAAACUCCAGCAGGGCCAGCAGCAGCCAAUCACUGUCCUUCGCUCUCUCCUCCCCUGAGAUCUGAUCCUAUCUUAGGUGAUUAUACCAAGCAGAAGGUGACAGAAGUCCAUGAGGAUGAUGGACACAGUGGACCCUGAGUAAGAUACUGAACGUCAAGCUUGCAUGUCUUACAAUAUGUGUAGUGCGUUAGGGUAAGUUUAAAUAAGGUCAGAUUUUUGCUAAAUGUAACAAUGUAAGUAUCAAUAUAUGUACAAUAAAAUAACAUCAUACGGUACAUUAAUGCUGUAACUAUAUGCAGGUACUGAUUCCCAGUAAAGUGAACAAAGGUUAUUCAUGUGGAGAGUGGCCAAACUGUACGUCACAUGGAUGAAUCUUAAAAAAAAAGCAGAAAAAGUAAUAAUCAUAUAGCACUUAAUAAGAGACUUCACUAUAUUCUGCUAUAUAGAUCCAUAGCACCACAUGAAAAAAAUAAAAAAGCUAAGUAACCGUGAAUAAUUGUGAUAGUUAUUUAAUACCAAAAGGUGUUUAUGGAAUAUAGUAUUUCCUACAGUUAAGAGUCUUUUGUAUUUUUAUACUUUUGAAUGAGAGGAUUGUACUGACAAGGUCUGAGAAACUGAAACAUUUGGAAAAGUCCGUUCACCUGCCAAGUGACAUGUGCAUUUGAUUACAGUGUUCAAAACUAACACCCCAUUUAUAUUUGGUUGUUUCAUGUGUCUUGAAUUUCAGGAUUAUAUCCAUUUAAAAUUGCAGGUGUAAAUGCCACCAAGAUGAAAUUGGAUCGCUCAAACCACUUUACAUGGUGGUCUGAGAUGCAUUUAAAUGCAUCUGUCUCUAAAAUUCUACAUUCAACAACCAAAUUCCCUCUUAAUACUGUGACACCGCCCCCUUUAUUGCUCUGCACAUGAGUAAAAACACCCUUUGCACUACCACCACUAAACAGAGGCAUUGCUGCAUUUCCAGUUUAGCUCCUCUAAUUUUAACUAAGAAGCCUUCAGUGGACCAAGCUAAUGUAAAUAAGGUCCUGUUUGAUUAAACUUCAUCAGUAUAUCUCACCUCAGUACACUGCAUUUUAUUAGGGCUGGAAGAUGAAUAGUUUUUAUAUAAAUCAUUUUUAUUUUAUAAAUCACAGUUAUCAACAAGUUAUCAACAUUAUCAAAGAGUUUAAAUAGUAGAUAUUUAGCCUCUGGGUUCACAACACACAGUAAUUGCAAUUAGGUAUUUUGCCCGAAAUGUCCAGCCCUACAUUGUAAUGCACAUGGUACAUGACCAUGAUGACUAAAACAAGAGGCUAAUUAUUCUAAAGAGCCCUCUUCUGGUGUUCUAUAGCUGGUGUACGAAAAUAAAUAACACCAUGCAAAUUUGUGAUUUUCGAGGCAGCAACUAUUUUUUGAAUAAAACAGGAAAGUGCAGAACAACAGAGCAACCAGUUUGCUGUAUAUGAGCAGAUUUGCAUAUUACAUGCCAUAAAGAAAUCAGAUUUGAAUCUGACUAAUUAGAGACAUGUUUGAUCACCAAGUUUAAAUGCAUACGGUCAAAAUCUCACCAGGUUACAAUCAAACAAUGUCAUUCCUAAAUGCUGCAUAUCCAUUUGUAACAAUUUUGGAUAUAAAGAGUUCUACAUAGAACAACAACUGAUGUUAAAGGAAGAUGCAUUUUGAUGUCUCUAAUAAAGUUGGUAUUAAUCAUAAUAUAGCAGUGAUAUUUCUUGUAUAUGAAACGCCAACUUCUAACAACAUCUUGCAGGAAAAAAGAACAUUUUUGAAAAUGGACUAUAAUGUGUCUUGCAACAAAGCCCUUAAAUCCAGAUACAAGUCAGAUGAAAUAACCACGUUUAAAUGGGCUCCAGUAGUGCGAGAAUCUAAGUGGUCUCUCUAAUAAUGUUUGUUUGGAUAGAAAAUCUAUGCUAAUCACUAUUUUUUAGUAGUUUUGUUACUUAUUAACAGUAAAAGUUGAUCAUAUUGUGGCUUUUUGAUGCUUUUUUUUUCAUUCAUUGUCUUACUGAGAAGUAUGAUCUUUUGUUGCAGUUCGUAUGUUGACUGUGUACGUCUCUCUGUUCAGCUGCCAUUAUAUUUCUGUUCAGCUAAACAUACAAAGGUAGACAAUGUAGGAGUUUUCUGUCAAUAUUGUGUCCUAAGACAAUCGUGAAGAUGUUUUACACACUACAUGCGACUUGCUAAGUGACAUUUAUCAUCCAGUCAUUACAGUUAGUUUUUCUGAAGUGGAUUUUAGACAUGUAGCCCUAACCAACUCAGACUAGUUCAAUUUAAUGGGUGCAUUGAACAGAUGGUAAAUGACCACUGAGCCAGUUCUGCUUGCCCUUGGUAUCAGUGGUUAUUUCUGGAAUUGAAAAACGUAUUCUUUUUACUAUUGCACUUUGAAAACAAUGUUUUGCUUUGUUGGUGCUGCCCAGCAAAGACAAAAGAAGCACAUCGCUGAAGCACAGUUCUCUCGGCAUAGAUCUCUACAAAUAAGCAAAUAUUCUAAUCUAAGAUAUGUUGAUAUACAAUUGAUAAUGCACACAUAGAGGCCUCUGAAUGAAAGUGUGAAAGAUGGGAGAAAAAAAAAACUACUAACACACUAAAGUGUGGGGGAAAAAAGGUUUAACUGUACAUAGACUGUGCUAUCACAGUAUAUUAACUUAGUGAAUUUGUAUGUAAGCUUUUUUUUAAAUAAAGAGAUGUUAGUGCUAAACUGCAUGUACAGUAUACCUUAAAGUCUGCAUGCAGAAUCAACUAUGUAAGCUCUGUUUUUGAGUGUAAAAUAGAUUGAAUUCUGUAUAAAGAAAAUAUUUUUUUGUUAAAGAUAGUUCGAUAUGUGUAGGUGGGUCAAUCUGACCCGUUUUACUGUCGUCUGUAACCUUGUAACAAAAAACGUUGUUUGAAACGGGCAAACUGAGGUCCUGUAACUAUGAGCAAUGUCGCUAGCUGUAGGAGACAUAGCUCAUCCAUGUUAAUGAAUGUGUGGAGUGUUUACAAAAUGAAAAAGACAUUUUUGUGAUAACAAUAAAGUGAGAAUGCACACUGACCAAUAUAAAAAUAUCUAUAUGAAGAAAUUAUAAUGCUGCUCUUGUGGGGAAAAAAAUCUAAUGCUAAAAUCUAUGUACCAGAGACUGUUGGUUUUGUAUAUUCUUGUCGUGUUUUUUGUGGGUAUUAAAGUGGAUAUCUUGUA